AUGGCGCGUAAUUCAGAAAAAGCCCAGUCGAUGCUGUUCCGCUUCAGAGAAGCGCAACAAGCAGAAUUAGGUAUCAUUGAUGCUGGGAGGACGCGACGGCCAAAGAUGAUAACGGAAGUCUCAUCCAUACCGGCAUGCGAAAAAUGGAGAGGUCAGGUUCUGAAAGAGAUCUCCCGCAAAGUCAGCAAGAUCCAGGAUCCAAGUUUAAGUGACUUUAUGAUUCGAGAUUUGAACGAUGAAAUCAACAAGGCCAUGAGAGAAAAAUAUAUGUGGGAGGUCCAAAUCAAGAAUUUAGGGGGUCCUAAUUAUAUGCGGGGAGGAGGGAAAGUUUAUGAUGAAGAAGGACGAGAGAUACCAGGUGGUGGGAAGGGUUAUAGGUAUUUUGGGCGUGCUAGAGAGCUACCUGGAGUCAAAGAAAUGUUUGAAGCUGCAACGAUAAAACCUCGCGAGGACCAACCACUAGAAUCAAGAGUAGACUUGCGAAAACAAGUCGAUGCUUCAUAUUAUGGUUACAACCUCGACGAAGAAGACGGCACUUUACUAGAUUAUGAGAUACAAAAGGAAAAGGAGGCUUAUGAGAACCUUCUGGAAGGCAAAGACAAGAAAGCCCCGGAUGGUUGGGAGCCAUUGCCAGGAGAUGCAGGCGAUGGCAUAGGAUGGAGACUACCCACAAGUGAAGAAGUUCAGGAAGAGCUCGUCGAUAGACGACGAAGACGAUUACUGGACAAACUGGGAUGA
Messenger RNA from Sclerotinia sclerotiorum 1980 UF-70, 738 nucleotides. RefSeq lists its product as hypothetical. The record is from RefSeq and is a predicted model, not a curated record. Gene Ontology annotation, biological process: mRNA 3'-splice site recognition; generation of catalytic spliceosome for second transesterification step. The transcript has 3 exons. Gene Ontology annotation, cellular component: Prp19 complex; post-spliceosomal complex; catalytic step 2 spliceosome. Bases 1 to 738 code for a protein of 245 amino acids. NCBI's taxonomy places the organism in Eukaryota, Fungi, Ascomycota, Leotiomycetes, Helotiales, Sclerotiniaceae.